AGAGUUCCUCCCACCAUUUAACCCCCACCUUCACCCCUCCAAUGGCCGCAAAUCAAAGCCCCUUCUCCUUCUUCACUAUGAAGCUCCCAAAACUCACCGCCAAAUCCUUCUCCCCCGGCCGUCUUUUCCCAUCCAAAAAGCACCGCACCAGCCUCUCCAAAUCCGAGCCCCCUUCCUUCGGCUCCGCCUCAUCCUCCUCCCCGACCAGCGUCUUACCGCCUCACCCGCACCCCCACCUCUCCGGCGAAUGGUCCGACUUCUCCGACACCCACACCGACUACCGCAAGGAACUGGAAGCUCUACUAGGCCUCAUCGGCGCCGAACCGCCGAGCGAAGAGGAGCUCAAGAUGAUGAUGAGCCAAGUAGACAAAGUCGGCCCGCCUUGCCACUCCGAACUGCGAGAUACGUUUGAAAUCUUCGACGCCGACCACGACGGGAGAAUCACGGCGGAGGAGCUUUUCAGUGUGUUCUCCGCCAUGGGAGAUGAGCAGUGCACGUUGGAGGAUUGCCGGCGUAUGAUAGCCGGAGUGGACAAAAACGGAGAUGGGUUCGUGUGCUUCGAGGACUUCGCGGUUAUGAUGGAGUGCCAGAGAUGUUGAACAUCAACCAACCCCGCCCCUUUUUCAUAUAUAUUUUUUCAAUUAAUUAUUAAAAAAAAAAGAAAAAAAAAAAGAAGAUGUGUAUGAGGGAGGGGGAGUUUGUUCGUUUCUUGUAUUUGUCUCGGUUGUUCCAAAGUAUAUAAAACGACACUAAGUCGUCGGAUCCGACAUAA
Messenger RNA from Cucurbita moschata (crookneck pumpkin), 772 nucleotides. Its product is annotated as probable calcium-binding protein CML36. The record is from RefSeq and is a predicted model, not a curated record. The coding region runs from base 42 to 599 and encodes 185 amino acids. The transcript has a single exon. Gene Ontology annotation, molecular function: calcium ion binding. NCBI's taxonomy places the organism in Eukaryota, Viridiplantae, Streptophyta, Magnoliopsida, Cucurbitales, Cucurbitaceae.